Molecule: messenger RNA, 1026 nt
Organism: Dromaius novaehollandiae (emu)
Lineage: Eukaryota; Metazoa; Chordata; Aves; Casuariiformes; Dromaiidae
Gene: EEF1AKMT3
Product: EEF1A lysine methyltransferase 3
Exons: 3
Coding region: 89-973 (294 amino acids)
Biological process (GO): peptidyl-lysine methylation
Cellular component (GO): cytosol; cytoplasm
Molecular function (GO): protein-lysine N-methyltransferase activity
Source: RefSeq, a predicted model, not a curated record
CCGCUCUGGCCAAUAAGCGCCGCCCGAGAGCGCUCGCCGCCACCAAUCGGGAAGCGGAGGCGUGGCGAGGCCCCGCCCCUCCGCCAAGAUGGCCGCGCCCAGGGGGGCGCCCGGCGGCCACGUGGGGGCCCGGGCCGGGGCCGGGGCCGGGGCGGAGGAGCUGGAGGCCGGGGCCGGGGCGCUGGAGGCCGUGUUCCCCCGCGACCCCGCGCUCUUCGCCGACGCCUUCCCCGAGGAGAGCCGCUACCGCCUCUGCGGCCGCGACCUCCGCAUCGCCCAGCACCACGGGGCGCGGCUCGGCGUGGCGGCCCCCGUCUGGGAGGCGGCCCUGGCCCUGUGCGGGUACUUCGAGGAGCAGCGCCUCGACUUCCGGGGCAAGAGCGUUAUCGAGCUGGGCGCCGGCACCGGCAUCGUGGGCAUCGUCGCUGCGCUGCUGGGAGGGGAUGUGACCAUCACGGACCUGCCCGUGGCCUUGGAGCAGAUCCGGGAGAACGUGCAGAGGAACGUGCCAGCGACACUCGCGCCUCAGCCCCGGGUGCGCGCCCUCUCCUGGGGCCUCGACCACGGCGCCUUCCCCCGCGGCUACGACGUGGUGCUGGGCGCCGACAUCGUCUACCUGCCGGAGACCUUCCCGCUGCUGCUGCGGACGCUGCGGCACCUCUGUGGGCCCCGCUCUGUCGCCCUCCUUGCCGCCAAGAUGCGCCGGGAGCACGGUGCCGGCCUCUUCUUUGAGACGCUGCUGCCGCAGCACUUUCGCACCGAGCUGGUGCGCCGUGAUGCCGAGCAGGACAUCAACGUCUACCGGGUGACCUGCUGGCCCCGCGCUGAGCCUGGUCCCGAGUUGGGGCCUGGCCUGCCACAGCCAGCUGCUGGCCUGGGGACCGUGCCGACGGUGACUGAGGCACUGGCAGGGGACAGUGGGGUCUCGGCCAGGGCCGGGGGGGUUUAUGGGGCGUCCCGGGAGCCGCCCUGACGUGCAUUAAAGAGUCCUGGGACCCUGCAGGGCCUCGGCAGUGCCGUGCUGAA